AAUUCCAAACAUUUCAGUUAAGUCUUGAAAUUGCUCCAGAUGAAGUAGAGAGCCUUGAUCAAACCAAGAAUGGUCUGAUUGACAGGUCAGCUUCAGAAUAAAGCCAAACCUGAAAAAGAAGCAACCCAGACUCUUCCAUGACUAGAAGAAUGAGCACUGAGAGACCUUCGGACUUAAUCAAACACCCCGGGCAGACAAGCAUUCCAUCCCUCGAAAACAUAAGUGAUUUUUCAUUAAAUAUCACUGACUGCACCCAGGUUGUGGUGCCAGAGGAAGUUUUUUUCACUGUUGCUGCCGCUGGGAUACUGGAAAAUCUACUUAUCCUCAUUGCUGUUGUUAGAAAUAAGAACUUACACUUGCCCAUGUACUUCUUCAUUUGCAGUUUAGCCAUUUCAGACAUGUUAGGCAGCUUGUACAAAACUCUGGAGAACAUCUUUAUCAUCUUAUGCAAAAUGGGAUACCUGAAACGUCAUGGAGACUUUGAGAAAAAACUGGAUGAUGCCAUGGAUUCCAUGUUCAUUCUGUCUUUGCUGGGGUCUAUUUUCAGCUUGCUAGCUAUUGCAGCAGAUAGGUACAUCACGAUCUUCUACGCUUUGCGGUACCACAAUAUCAUGACUCUGAGGAGGGCCUUGGCUAUCUUGGCAAUCAUUUGGGCGUUCUGUGCCGGCAGCAGCGUUGCCAUUGCCCUCUUCUCCUACGAAGCAGCAACAGUCAUUCCCUUCACCAUCCUGUUCCCUUUGAUGAUGUUUUUCAUACUCUGCCUCUAUGUCCACAUGUUCCUCUUGGCUCGAUCUCACGCCAAAAAAAUUGCCUCACUGCCCAGCAGCACCAUCCAUCACAGAACUAACAUGAAAGGCGCGAUUACACUGACUAUUUUUCUUGGAGUUUUCCUUUGCUGUUGGGCCCCCUUUGUUCUUCACAUCCUCUUAGCAAGGUUUUGCCCACAUAACCCAUACUGUGCCUGCUACAUGUCCAUUUUCCACGUGAAUGGGACACUCAUAAUGUGCAAUGCCAUCAUUAACCCUAUGAUUUUUGCAUUCCGAAGCCCAGAAUUGCGGAGUACAUUUAAGAAGAUGUUCUACUGUUCCAGGUCAAACUGCAACUGGUGAACACUUGAUCCAAAAAUGAAAAUUAUAAAAGCAUUUAUGGGGUGAUGUGCAACAUCAGUGUGCAGAGUUGAAAAUAC
Poecile atricapillus (Black-capped chickadee) is the source of this 1186-nucleotide messenger RNA. RefSeq names its product melanocortin 2 receptor (gene MC2R). Gene Ontology annotation, molecular function: corticotropin receptor activity. The transcript has a single exon. Bases 138 to 1109 code for a protein of 323 amino acids. Gene Ontology annotation, biological process: G protein-coupled receptor signaling pathway. Lineage: Eukaryota; Metazoa; Chordata; Aves; Passeriformes; Paridae. The record is from RefSeq and is a predicted model, not a curated record. Gene Ontology annotation, cellular component: membrane.